AAAAAAAGAGGAGCAGACACAAUUUUUUAAUUGGGCUUAAUAUAGACCGCGGAGCUAAAUUAACAUUAUUUUUAAGACCGACUCAGUGGGGGCGGACAAUCUUUUUUAUUUUUCUGUCAACGCGCAAGGACACACGUGAAAUACCCCUGGAAGCAGUGCGAAGAGACACAAAGGAACACCGACACCAACACUGACACUGACAGCAGUAUAUAGUAUGUCGCGAGUCAAUAGCCCCAGCUUGCAACACCAGCAGCAGCAGCAGAAUCGGAGGCCGAUCCAGCGCAAGGCAGUGAUAAUUGGCGACGGUGGGUGCGGCAAAACAUGUCUUUUACACGUAUACCGCGAGGGCUCAUUCCCGCCCAAUGAUCAGUACAUCCCGACAAUUUUCGAAGAGUGCGUCAAGGAUGUCGUCGUCGACGGGCGCGCGGUGGAGCUGGCGCUGUGGGAUACGGCGGGACAGGAGGACUAUGAUAAUGUGCGAUACCCUUGUUACAACGGAGCCAGCGUCGUCAUCAUUUGCUUUUCGGUGGACUCGCCCGACUCGCUGGAGAAUGUCCGGGAGAAGUGGAUCAGCGAAGUGCUGGAGUACGCGCCCGGAGUGCCGACGCUUCUGGUUGGCCUAAAGGAAGACUUGCGGAGGGACCCAAAUAUCAUUGAGCAGCUCGGCAGGGAUGGUCAGCAACCAACCAGUCGUGAGGAGGCGCUGGAGGUGGCGAGCGCGAUUGGCGCACACAUGUACUUGGAGUGCUCGGCGAAGGAGAAUCGGGGCGUGAAUGAAAUUUUCAGCAUGGCUGUGCGCAAAACUUUAAAGCCCGCCAAGGGCCAGCAGUACGCUUACGACGACACCCAGGGUUGUUGCAUAAUUCUGUAACUUCUUUAUUUCUUUUUUUUUUACUUUUCUAUCGCUUUCUCUUAGCUAUCCAAUUUUAUUCCUCCACAGUGUACUACUUUUUUAUUUAGUUUGCGAAACUUGGCC
Messenger RNA from Kickxella alabastrina, 976 nucleotides. RefSeq names its product small GTPase superfamily. Lineage: Eukaryota; Fungi; Kickxellomycota; Kickxellomycetes; Kickxellales; Kickxellaceae. The transcript has a single exon. Gene Ontology annotation, molecular function: GTPase activity; GTP binding. The coding region runs from base 215 to 871 and encodes 218 amino acids. The record is from RefSeq and is a predicted model, not a curated record. Gene Ontology annotation, biological process: small GTPase-mediated signal transduction.